AUAACUGAUGCACAAAAUUCAUUGAAGGGGAAAUGGGUACUGAGGCUUCAGCAAGACUUGUUAGUAAAUUUAUAAUUUUCUGCCUCAUCUUCACUCUUUGGCAGCUUGGUUCUGAAUUCAAAAAUCGGAGUAUAGCUCAAACGUUGCCCGAUGAAGAAGUGAGAGCUUUUAAGCAAGUAGCAAAAAAGUUGGGGUUAAACCUUGGAUAUCCUGGAGUGUUCUUAGAUGGCUCAUUCUGCAACCAGAGCUUAUUUCUUGGCAUCGGCUGUAACUGCACUUUUCAAAACGACACCAUCUGCCAUAUCAGAAAAAUUGAACUGAGUGCUAGCGGUUUGACUGGAGUUAUACCUGAUGAACUGGCCAAUCUCACACAUCUAGAGAGCCUGGAUCUCAGUAUGAAUCAAUUGACUGGUUCCAUACCUGCUAGCUUGGGGAAUUUAUCUUGGCUCAAUGACCUGGAUAUUUCGAACAAUCAAUUGAUCGGGUCCAUUCCAGAGAGUUUGGGGAAUAUAAAAUUUCAAGCGCACUACUCCAUUAAGAAGGUUGACAUGAUUCGGGAGUACUUUAAUCUGGAUCUUUCAAGCAAUCAUUUGAGUGGAUCCAUACCCGUCACUUUAGGGAAAUUGGCUGUCCCAUCGGCUGCCAACAGCGGAUCGCCCCUAGCGCUCUCCCUGGAUCUUUCAAACAAUCAAUUGACCGGGCCUAUACCAGAGAGCUUAGGGAAUUUGACUUUUGGGAACACACAUAUUUAUCUGUACGACAACUUUCUCAGCGGCUCUAUACCAGCAUCUUUGGGUGCAUUGUCUCAUCUCCGGACACUGGAUUUGCAUAACAAUGGAAUCUUUGGUACUCUCCCACAGACACUUGGAAAUUUGACAUACCUUCGAGGCUUCAAGGUCGGAUCCAACAGUAUCACCGGCACAUUACCAAAAAGUUUUGCCAGCCUUCAAUCGCUGACGAAAUUUUCUGCAGCUGGUAACUAUUUGUCUGGCCCUUUACCUGACUUCAUAGCCAACUGGACUGAAAUCGAAGAACUUUAUCUCAACGGAAACAAUUUCCACGGAAGGAUACCUGCCGGAAUUUUUAAUAUAUCGUAUCUACAAAUUUUGGCAAUAAGUGACGUCGGAGCAGACUCUAAUUUCCAGUUCCCACCAUCUACACAUGUGACGACAAGUUUUUUUCAUCGUAUUCUGAUACUAAGAAACUGCUCAAUCACUGGUCAAAUUCCUUCUUACAUUGGAAAUAUGUCAUCAUUAUCGAACCUAGACUUGAGCUUCAACAACUUAACGGGUAGAAUCCCAGAUGCUUUGAAAAACUUAAAUUUAAGUUACAUAUCUUUUUCAAACAAUAUGCUUUCUGGGGAAAUUCCUGAUUGGAUUCAAAAUGCAAACUGGAGUAAGAUUGAUCUUUCAUACAAUAAUUUUUCAAAACCAACAUUUGAAAAAUCGUCCAAGUUAGACUGGAAUUUGUUUUCCUGCUGCUGCAACUUCUCAACCUGUCUGCCAAAUACAACGGACCCAACCACGGAGAAGUAUUGUCCAAGGCCUAAUUACCAUUCAUUGUUUAUAAAUUGUGGUGGUGGGGAGCCGAUUAAGGUUGAUGGAAAUGUAUAUGAUCAAGAUAAUGAUACAUUACAGUUUUACCUAAGUCCAAAAGGAAACUGGGCUCGAAGUAGUGCUGGAAGCACCGUUGAUGCCUUCAAUUCCAGUGAAUUCUUAAAAAGCAUGAGAUGUGGGCUUUCCUCUGAAGCAACUUUAUACAAGAGUGCUCGCAGUUCCCCGGUCUCUCUAAAAUAUUACGGGUUCUGUUUACGUAAAGGCAAAUACAGGGUAAUACUUCAUUUUGCUGAAAUUGUUUGCGAGGAUAUGAGUUACAAAAGUACAGAUAAACGCAUAUUUGACGUAUAUAUUCAGGGUGAGAGGAAACUAAGGGAUUUCAACAUUAUAGAGAAGGCAGGAGGUCCGAAUUUAGUACAUGGAGAAAAUUUCACAGCGGUUAAUGUAAAUGAUGGUGUAUUAGAGAUCCACUUCUACUCGGCGGGAAAAGGGACUCUUCAGGGACCUCUCAUAUCUGCUAUAUCCGUAACUCCAGAGUACAAGCUACACAAACAACUAUCUCCUUUGCACAUAGCGCUCAUUACUGUGGCCUCAAUCAUAGCUUUCGUAUUGCUUUUAUUGCUUUUUGCCUGGAUGAUGGGAUGGCUGGGUACAGAUCACUUACAAGAAAUAGAUAUAGGUCUAGAAAAGCCUGUCACCCUCAAACAAUUAAAAGUUGCUACAGGGAAUUUUAGCAAGAGGAAAGAGAUUGGUCAAGGGGGUUUUGGGACCGUUUACAAGGCUGAAGUGCAAGGAAAAAUUGUAGCUGUGAAGAAACUUUCCUCUCAUUCAGAGGAAAGGAUAAAUCAGUUGAAAAAUGAGUUUUAUGCUUUGAAAUCAAUGAGUCAAGAGAACCUUGUUCAGUUACUGGACGUUUACAAUGCAAAAGGCCUGCAUUUGCUCAUCUAUGAAUAUAUGCAAAACAAAUCCCUUGCACACGCUUUAUUUGACUCAAAGUCCAAAUUGAAACUUGAUUGGGAAGCUAGGUUUAACAUUUGCUUGGGAAUAGCUAGGGGAUUGGCGUAUCUACAUGAGCAUCCCAGGCUGAAGAUGGUUCACAGGGACAUUAAAUCAGCUAAUAUUCUUCUCGAUGGAAACCUCAAGGCUAAAAUAUCAGACUUUGGAUUGGCAAGCCUUUACACCGAAGAUGAUCAAUUCAAGUUCGUCAAAGUAGAAGUGACAGAGGGAUAUAUGGCACCCGAGUAUGUUCGAGGAGUUGUGACAUCUAAAGCUGAUGUCUACAGUUUUGGGGUGGUUAUACUUGAAACUGUUAGUGGAAGGAAAAAUGCAGGACACAAGCGAGAUAGCCAGGAAACUGAAUUUCUUUUAGACACGGCUUGUGAUUUACAGCGAAAAGGAAAGUUGGUGGACUUGGUUGAUAAAACCUUGUCUAACAAAUAUGAUGCAAAACAAGCCAUCAUCAUCUUGAAUUUAGCAGUAAAGUGCAUCAAUAUAUCGCCAACUCUGAGGCCUACUAUGUCUGAAGUUGUGAGUGUUCUCGUUGGCGACAAAAAAAUUGAGGAGAUCUGUUCCUCUGAUCAGAUUGAGGACAUCAACGACCCCCAUGUGAAGGAUAUCGCAGAGUUCGCAGUGUCGAAGUACAACAAGAAAUCCGGGAAGAAGCUGGAGUUACAGAGCGUGGUGAAGGGCGAGACUCGGGUCGUCCCCGGCGAGAAUUACCGGCUCGUCAUCGCAGUCAAGGAUAACUCGGUGGCGGCCAAGUACGAGGGCGUUGUGUAUGAGAGGUUUUGGGAGCAUACUAGGGAAUUGCUCUCCUUCGAUAGUCACAUUGCACAAGUUGAUUCCUCUGUUUCUAUGGAAGUAACCUCGAGAGCAUCCACACCAUCCAAUUUGAUCAAAGGGGAAGAUGAAACAGAACACAUUUCUGAGAGUACCCCCUAGAGAUUUCCAAAUGAAACACAGUAGUCUAGCCAAACGUCUCUGUCUAUUUUUUUUUCCUUGUUUUUGGACUUGAUGGACUCUACUGCGAUCUGUAUUUAACAUGUACAGAAUAGAUUCCUGGCUUUGUCUUGUCAAAUUGGAUGUUAGCUAGGUAUCACCGCCAACGCUAAUACAUGAAUUUGAAAUUCUUCUAAUCUAAAA
Rosa rugosa (rugosa rose) is the source of this 3698-nucleotide messenger RNA. Its product is annotated as probable LRR receptor-like serine/threonine-protein kinase At1g53420. The coding region runs from base 33 to 3497 and encodes 1154 amino acids. The record is from RefSeq and is a predicted model, not a curated record. NCBI's taxonomy places the organism in Eukaryota, Viridiplantae, Streptophyta, Magnoliopsida, Rosales, Rosaceae. Gene Ontology annotation, biological process: protein phosphorylation. Gene Ontology annotation, molecular function: cysteine-type endopeptidase inhibitor activity; protein kinase activity; ATP binding. The transcript is spliced from 29 exons.